Molecule: messenger RNA, 937 nt
Organism: Trifolium pratense (red clover)
Lineage: Eukaryota; Viridiplantae; Streptophyta; Magnoliopsida; Fabales; Fabaceae
Product: adenine phosphoribosyltransferase 4-like
Exons: 6
Coding region: 164-730 (188 amino acids)
Biological process (GO): adenine salvage
Cellular component (GO): cytoplasm; cytosol
Molecular function (GO): adenine phosphoribosyltransferase activity
Source: RefSeq, a predicted model, not a curated record
GUAUAUAAAUAAAAUACCUCAUAUAUAUGUGUACUAUUAGUGAUGUUCAGAAAAAAAAAAAAAAAGUGUACUAUUAGUUAGCUACCACAUUGCCCUUAGUACUCAAUUCUAAUUGUCUUUUACUAGCUCUCUUUUGUUUUGUUUGCUACUUCUCUAUCACACAAUGUUGGGUUUCAGAGCCCAGGAUCCCCGUCUCCAUGCCAUCAAAAAUAAGAUUCGUGUAGUCCCCAAUUUUCCUAAACCUGGCAUCAUGUUCCAAGACAUUACUACUCUGCUGCUGGAUCCCAAAGCCUUUAAGGACACGAUAGGUUUGUUCGUUGAGCGAUACAGAGGCAAAAACAUUUCUAUUGUUGCAGGAAUUGAAGCCAGGGGUUUUAUUUUUGGUUCUCCAAUUGCAUUGGCAAUAGGAGCAAAAUUUGUACCAUUGAGGAAACCAAAAAAAUUACCUGGGAAAGUUAUUUCUCAAGAGUAUAUAUUGGAAUAUGGAAGAGACUGUCUUGAGAUGCAUGUUGGAGGAGUUGAACAUGGUGAACGUGCAUUAGUAGUUGAUGAUUUGAUUGCUACUGGUGGAACACUUUGUGCAGCUAUGGAUUUGCUAGAACGUGAGGGAGCAGAGAUAGUUGAGUGUGCAUGCGUAAUUGAAUUACCAGAAUUAAAGGGUCGUGAACGGUUGAAUGGGAAAUCCUUGUAUGUGUUAAUCGAAUGUUUUGAGUCUUGUGACUCUCAAUAGAUGAAGAUGAAAUUGAUUCAUUCGUGCUUUCCCGAUUGGAAUUGCAUUUUACUAGGCGUCAAGCAAACCGCGUUUGUGCUCUUGCACGAGCAGUUUUAACUCAUGUUUUUCACGUUACUUUUAAUGUUAUUCCGAGUUGUAUUCACAAUAUUAUUAUGAAUGAAAUGUCUUGACUUUGCUUGCGUAAAAAAAAUUGGAAUUGGAUUU